This is a messenger RNA of Lotus japonicus, 2415 nucleotides long. RefSeq names its product mitogen-activated protein kinase kinase kinase 1-like. The record is from RefSeq and is a predicted model, not a curated record. Lineage: Eukaryota; Viridiplantae; Streptophyta; Magnoliopsida; Fabales; Fabaceae. Gene Ontology annotation, molecular function: protein kinase activity; ATP binding. The transcript is spliced from 9 exons. Gene Ontology annotation, biological process: protein phosphorylation. Bases 254 to 1954 code for a protein of 566 amino acids.
UUUACCAGUCUCCUCUUCGUGCAGUCUUUCUUCACCUUUCCCUUUUUGUUCUCUCCUCCUUCCUUCAAUCUCUGCUCACCUCCGUUUACUUUCUCUCUCGUCAAAUAACCGAAGCAGAGAGUGAGAGAAGAAGCGUAUAAAAUCUCCUUCUACUGUUCUUCAAUUUCAAAACCAUCUCGAAACUUCUCAAAGCUAUCUAUCUAUCUAUAUAUUUCUGUUACAGUUUCUUAGAUGGAUUUAGGUUUACUUCUCUAUGCAUCGGAUUUUCGGCAAUAGGAAGAAGACCACCGCCGCCACCGCCACCGCCGCCAUGGAUUCAAAGAAGCUCCGACGGAAACCCAAGCUCGAGCGCCGUAAUGCACUCAAGUACUUUGAAUACGAUGCUGGAUCGUCGUCUUCCUCGCUUGAUGACUCCUCCGGCUCGCUGUAUACUCGUUCCAUGGAGCUUCACGACCGGACUAGCUUCCGGAUUGAAGGAAUUGAAGGCGAGUUUGAUCGGAUUUGCAAGAGUUUGGGGUUGUCCGGGCCGGAGGAUUUCGCGAUUCCCGCGGCGGCGUGGGAGGCUAUGAAGGUUCGGUCGUCGUCGGAUAUUCUUCCGAGGUUGAAGCUGAACGAGCUCGAUCUUCAGGAGAAGGUGGAAGAGGUGCGGAACGCGGUGGAGGGAGGUGAAUUGAGUGAGAAUUGUGUAGAGGGAGUUAGGGAUAGGGUUAGGGAUGAGGCUACUGAGACUACCGGGUGCUGCGGUGAGAGUGGUGGUGGUGGUGGGGGAAUCAAUGGGGUUCGUCCUCCGAUGCUUAAGCCGCCGCCGGGGGUGAGGGUUCCGGUUGUUGACCACCACGCGUGUUCCACUUGGGACCUCUUUAGGGAAUUGGCUCCGGUAGGUGAAGGGGUUUGUGAGGAAGAAGGAGGAAGAGUGGAGGAAGAAGGAGGAAGAGCGGAGGAAGAAGGAGGAGGGGAGGUUGGUAGUGUCAGUCCGAAGAGGGAAGAGGAACAGGGGGUGGGUGAUGCAGAGAGGAUUGCGGAGAUUGAUGCUGGGCUUUCGGAAUCGAGUUCGUUUACCACGUCGAAUGAAGGUGAUUCUUCUAGCACGGAUGUGUCUCCUAACACGAGAAUCAAGCGUGUUAUUACCACCGGUUGCUGGCAAAAGGGCGAGUUCCUGGGGGGUGGCUCGUUUGGGUCUGUCUAUGAAGGAAUUUCUGACGAUGGAUUCUUUUUUGCUGUCAAAGAAGUUUCACUGCUUGAUCAAGGGAGUCAGGGAAAACAAAGUGUCUUUCAACUGGAGCAGGAAAUUGCACUUUUGAGUCGAUUUGAACAUGAAAAUAUAGUGCAAUACUAUGGCACUGAAAUGGAUGAAUCAAAGCUGUAUAUCUUUCUUGAGCUUAUAACUAAAGGUUCCCUUAGAAGCCUCUAUCAAAGGUAUACUCUUCGAGAUUCCCAAGUAUCUGGUUAUACAAGACAGAUUCUGCUUGGUUUGAAGUAUCUUCAUGAGCAAAAUGUGAUUCACAGGGAUAUUAAGUGUGCAAAUAUAUUGGUGGAUGCAAAUGGAUCUGUCAAGCUUGCAGACUUUGGAUUAGCAAAGGCAACAAAAUUAAAUGACAUUAAAUCAUGCAAGGGGACAGCAUUCUGGAUGGCCCCUGAGGUUGUGAAAGGAAAGAACAAAGGUUAUGGGCUUCCAGCUGAUAUGUGGAGUCUAGGAUGCACUGUGCUGGAAAUGCUAACACGCCAAAUUCCAUACUCCAAUAUGGAACCGAUGCAGGCCUUAUUUAGAAUUGGUAAAGGUGAGCGACCUCUUAUUCCUGAUUCUCUUUCAAGAGAUGCACAGGAUUUUGUCCUGCAGUGCCUUCAAGUUAAUCCAGAUGAUCGGCCUACUGCUGCUCAUCUCUUAAACCACCCAUUUGUCCAAAGGCCACUUUCCCACUCUUCAUUUCCUCACAUGCAUGACAGAAGGGGUUAAACUAACUAUGUCAUUUUCAACUAUGAAACAUAACGGAGAUGUUCAGUCUUAAAGCCGCUGGAGUUGAUCUGGGGUCCAUUAUUGCAGCAAUUGUUGCUUUGGUCAGGUGGCAUUCAGAGUUUGCUUGUUUGUAACUUAGAUAUAUUUUUAAGCACUGCUUUGGAUCAAGUGAUAUGGUGGUGCUCAGAAGUUAACUCGGCAAUGUCAUUUUGGAGAACCAUGCUCAAUGUGUUAUCUAGUUACAAUGAUGAUUUGUCCAUUGUAGCAAAGGUAAAAUAUCAAUGUGGAGGUGAGAAAAAGUUACACUGCCUUCCAUUCAAAUUAGCUAACCGGUGAAGAAAAUUUAUAGGGCUUAGCUCUCGUAGCAAUAAGGGCAGGAAUGGGAGACCAUUCUAUUUGUACAUAUUUAUUGGCAUGCCAUUGUUUGUGCUAAUUUAUAUUUUAAAUGUGUUAUUUUAUAA